Messenger RNA from Trypanosoma grayi, 5115 nucleotides. RefSeq lists its product as hypothetical. Bases 1 to 5115 code for a protein of 1704 amino acids. The record is from RefSeq and is a predicted model, not a curated record. The transcript has a single exon. NCBI's taxonomy places the organism in Eukaryota, Euglenozoa, Kinetoplastea, Trypanosomatida, Trypanosomatidae. Gene Ontology annotation, molecular function: protein binding.
AUGCAUGACGGUGGUGGCGAGGUGCGUGCUGCCAACGACAGCGUCUCGCUAGAGGAGCGCCCUGGCAGCGUGCAGUUGGCACAGCCGGACGUGGCCGCCCCACGGCUGCCGCGGUCUUACCUCAUCGCGCAUGUGCCGUUCCGCGCCGCCUGCGAGCUCCUCGACCGCCAAGCACGGAAUUGGAACGAGGAGUUUCAGAAGUUGUGGGUCGACGAGUGCCAGUCGGCGUGGGUCACCGACACCCGCGAGGCUCUCGAGGAGUUCCUGCAGGAGUACGAGUCGUAUUGCUUCGCACUCGUGGAGAGCCUUUGGAGGGAAGGGAGAAAUAGCAGCACCUGGGCACCGCGCGCCAUGCAGUUUCCUGAUUGUUUUCGUGUCGGCAAUAUCAUGUUGCGCGUGUGGCGCGAUGACAAGCUUGGCCUCAACAUGCAGCGGUGCUUUCGCGCGCUGAUAGACUGCAGGGCGCCAUUCAUCGCGUUCCCGCUGUGCGCGGCGUUCCGCUGCUACAACGCCAGCAUUACGGUACAGGCCGUCGUUCCCAUCGAGCGGGGGCGGGCGCCGCUGUACCGAGGCGAUGGCACCGCAGACCCGCUGCUCCACCGCCCGCUGCAUGACUACUUGUCGUUUCUCUUUGAGGCGCUUAAUAUUGUCCCACACGGGGUGGGCGCGCAGUUGAAACACGUGGGGGUGGAGGUCUACGAGGGCUCUGACCUGCGGCUGUACAUCCUCAACCCUACUGGGCUACUUCCACCGGUGAGUGUGUCGUCACUUGGUGUGUCGGGGCCGCUGCGCCGCUGGUGGCAUGUCGUGCGCGGCCCACCGGCGCACUUUAUGCAGCCGCCCACGCAGGUGUACGAGCGGGCGGCCGCAACGGUUCACUUCCUGCUGCUGGAUGCUUUACAGGAGGUUAGCGCACGUCGUGCAAAGGCGAUGGUGCGGAUCAUGCACGACAACGGCCUCAACGUCUGCCUUCUCGGCGUGGUGCUACGGCACCUUCUUUCGCAGCCGGAUGAUGGCGACGAGAGCAGGGAAAAUCUGAUGCGGCUUAUCGGUACUGAGAUGAUUGCACGCGCUGCCCGGCGUGUGAUGUACCACCAAGCAAACAUUGAUCGUGCUCCGCGUAAUUUCAAGACGGCGAACAGUUAUUUGGCGCGGACGGUGGGCGCACUGAUGGACCCAGAUCCCAGCCGUUUUCUCUACGGUCUGACCCCAACACUGCGCAAGGUGUUUCCCACCGAUGGCGAUGAUGCCGCCAUGCAGAGUUUCCUGCAAACAACUCUCCGUGAGAAUGCUCUGCAGAUAACGAAGCGUCUCUGCGUGCUCUGCUGCUUUGUUCUCAAUCGCGGUGUUGUAGAGCAGUUUGACUGUGUCCGCUCCGCGCACAACUUCAGUAGCUAUUUGGAUGAGAAUCAUGAGUCAGCCGUUGCGGCAUUCAUGCUGGACCCGAGAAGAGAGAAGGAUGCCACUCUGGGCCAGCUCACAUCUUUGAUCCUGCCGUAUUGCAUCAAUCAACACAUGCGAGCAGGGCGCACUGAAGAGGCUAUGCGCCUUUCGCGACGUAUAGUUGCUGUUCGUGCACGAACGAAGCAGAGUUUUCUUUACUUUGAGGCGCUGGUGAAUGCCGCUCUUGCCGCUGCGCAGUCUGGGAACUACGAGGGGGGGUUGACGAUGCUUGAUCGUGCGCAAAGCGGAAUGAGCAUCACACCUGCAGUCGAGCGCGGCAUGGCAAACAGCGGUGUCGCGGUCGCUCCUCCACAGAAUAUUUACUUCUUGUGGGGUCGCAUCAGUGCUGCGGCCGCGAGUGGUUUUCUGCGGUGUCUCUACGAAGACUGUGAGGGGGCGCGUGACAGCUUCCUUAGUGCCCUUGGACUCCUGCGUACAGUUAACCCUACCACCGCGGAGCACGCCACAUACGCGGCGCUGCUGCCGUUCAGUGGGUUGAUCGAAACGGCUGCACGUUCGUCAGCCGUAACGAUUGAGGAGCUCCUCACCACAUGGAGCCAACUGCGGCAGCGGCUUUUACCUUCUGUCUACGCGGCGAACGUGUGCGAGCAACUGGCGAUGCUUCUUUUCGAGAAUAACAUGUACGAGGCGGCUGCAGAGCGACUUCGAGACGCGUUGGAAAUUGUGGUGCUCCUUCUCGGUGAUCACUCCUACAUUGUAGGUGUGCUACUUAACAAGCUCGCGUUUGUGUACUACACGUGGGAUGUAAAGCGGUUUGGACUGCUGUGCAACUGUCUGCUGCAGUUCGCCGAGACCAUCAUGAUUGAGACCAAGGGGGAAUUCACUGUCUCGCACCUAUGCGUUGUGGAGAACAUCGUCAUGACGUUGAUGAUGCGCGGCAGUUUUGUUGCAGCAUCAAGACGGCUGACAGCCGCUCUGCAGUCAACAUCACGGAAGACGGCCCGCAUACCACGUGACCACCCAGUAACGGUUCGCCUCUACGAGACACUAGAACGAUUCAAGACGCUCUUUGCUCCCACCGCAACAGUUAUCAUUCAGCGCCACUGGCGGGAAUAUAAGCGCAGACUUGAGCUUCAAGCCGUCUUUGAGGUAAACGCAAGUCUUCUACAGCGCGUAGGGCGCGGCAUGGUGCGCCGCCGACUAAUGCUGCUGUACUCGCGCAGUGAGGUUCAACUCGAAGAUUUUCACCAGCGUGACCGCGACUUCGUGAUUCGAAACUUCUCGAAGCCGCUGCUUCGGGCCUCGGAGCGGCUCUCGAGGAAACUGCGUAACUGGAAUGGUGAGGCACAGCAUUACCACCUGAGCGACCAGAUGUGGGACACAGCUGCCGUCACUGCACGCAAUGAGCACUAUGAUACCCUGGAGCGGGAAUUCCACACGAAGGUACUUGAAUGCAUCGAUGCGCUGAGGGAAUCGCCCCAUAUAUUGACACCGGUACGCGAUUGCACCACAUCUUUCGUGAUGGAUAACAUUGUCAUCACGCGUGUGGCAACAGACGAUGUGCUACCGAGGAUGCAGAACACCAUCUCCGCCCUGCUGCGGCGUUCGCCAACGGCCUUCUUCACAGCGGGCCUCACUGAUUAUGUGGAAGUGGCGGGUGAGGCAUACCUUGCGCAGGCCCUCAUCCCUAUCCACCGCCGGCCGCAAGUCAUCCUUGGCGGUUCCGUGAAGGCUGACCAGAAGUCCCCAAAGAACGCCGUAUGGGCCGUCGUUGACGAGGCCUUCUGGUUGAUUUAUGGCCACAGCUCCGAUGAGGUCCCAAAUCACACACGUGGGAUAGAGAUUGUCGGGGCAAUGGAUGGCUUGUGGUACUUGACCAACUGCAUCGGUUUCAUUGCACACAUGGAAGAUCGCCUCGACGAGUUUAUGAAGAUGAUGAACACAUCACCGUAUCAGCAGGCUAUCCAGCUAUUCGCCGUGAAUCAGCAGGCCCAGGCUGUAACCCUAAUUGAGCAGUUUUUACUUUCCCGCAAGUGGAAGAGUGACGUCAAUAAGUUUCUUGCACAGGGCUUUCUGGCGUAUUGCUGUGGUGCUGCUGGGGAUGUGAAGGGGGCAGCGUUUAAACGGUUUCAGGUUUCUGCUGAGGUGUUUGAGAGGAUAGGAUUGCUGCCCCUUGCAGGCUGGUUGUAUUACCAGCAAGGCCGUUUCCUUAUACGCAUGGGGGAGUACGCCUUGGCGAUUAAGCCGCUAAUGGAGCAACACCGUGCGUUAAAGGCAGGCCGCUACCACGCAUAUUACGCUGCGCACCCGUUUCUCGAAAAUGCGCUGUGGCUUGGCAGGGCGUGCCGCAACGCAGGCAGACCAAUUAAUCGAGGUGUGAUCACGUUUACUCUCCAUGCGGCGACGCAUAGUGAGCCGAUGGAGCUGCUUUUUGAAACAUGUGCGGUGAUGACACAAUAUUGCCUCGAGUCUGGAGAGCUGAAAUUAGCAGAGGAGUUUGCAGUUGUGCGAGAGCGCAAGGCGAAGGAACUUGACAAGGCGUCGAGCCUGCGCUACGCCAAGGCUCUUCUCGAGCAUAGUCAGCUGCUUUUCAAGCGCGGCGAGCGGGAGAGCUGCGAGGUGAGCGCCUCACUGCUGACGGCUGCCAUCCGCAUCGUGGAGGCGGUGCAGCCCGACUCCCUAAUUCUCGGCAUCAUGCUAAACAACUACGGCUCACUGCUCACGCAACUCAAGAAACUGCCAGCCGCUAAGAAGACGCUGCUGAAUGCCCAGCGUCUUCUUCGCAGCCAUCUGAACCCGGAGCACCAGGAGAUGAUCAGCUGGCGAAAAAAUAUGAAUGUUCUUGAGAGUCGGCUGCGGCGUGGCGCCGCGCUGCGGAUUCAACGCGCGGUGCGGCGGUGGCUGGAGAGGCGCGCCGUCACUGGGCGCCUCGAAGAAGAGGAUCCGGAGCGCUACAUCAGCCUGCUGCGGGAGCAGCUGCUGUGGCGUCUGAGGCGUCUUGCUGUCGCGGAGUCGACCACGCGUGUUUUUAUUGCCGAUGAAGAGAACGAGGCAUUCUACGUGCUGCAGUACAAGCAACGGCGGAGGCUCGGUGCAGCAAAAGUGUCGACAAUUCUCAGGGAAACAUAUUCCGCACGUAUGCAUAUUCAUGAAGAGAAGUUGAUGACUUCCCUUGCAGCAUUGGUAAGACUCGAGGAAGGUAUUCGCAAAGCAUUGUUAUUCUUGGAGCAAGGUGUUCACGCAACACUCUUCACGGAGGGAAUAUGGGGACUGUACCGCUCGGGUCGUCGCGCCAUUAUCCGCGAGAACCACGCAAUGCGCAUUGGGUUCAGGCUAUGCCGCAUUGAUAGUGUACAGACACUGGUGCGAAGCGAUAUGUUGCGGGCGCACUCAAAGCUGCUAUUAUAUCUCGUGUCCAGCGAAGAAACGGUAUGGAGAAAGCACCUUCGCUCUGUGAAUCGUCAACAGAAGCGUGCGCUGGGGAUUAAUAUCAGUCGUAUGCUUAAGCCGAGUCGACAUUCCAAACAGCGACAGAAGCGCCGAAAGAACCCCCAACGGCAGCUGGAGGACCUCCUUAUUGAGGAGCAGGUACGUCGAGAUGGCAUCCUCAGCAAGGAGGCUGUCGCGUCGCAUGACUUCUUCUUUGGUCCGCUGGUGGACUCCGAAGACGACUCGUCGGAGACGAGCAGGUGUGGAAGUUUACGUUCUUAG